Anneissia japonica is the source of this 5861-nucleotide messenger RNA. RefSeq lists its product as uncharacterized. NCBI's taxonomy places the organism in Eukaryota, Metazoa, Echinodermata, Crinoidea, Comatulida, Comatulidae. Gene Ontology annotation, biological process: regulation of apoptotic process. Gene Ontology annotation, molecular function: protein binding. The transcript is spliced from 9 exons. The coding region runs from base 470 to 4678 and encodes 1402 amino acids. The record is from RefSeq and is a predicted model, not a curated record.
AAUUAGACUAAAGUUAAAAAGCACACCAUCAACAAUAGGCAUAACAUGAUUUUCUUUUAUUGCGACAUACAAGUGAAUUGCAAGAUGGCAAAGUGUAUUAACCGGCUAAGAGGGUAUUAACUGUUGUCUGGCUUUUAACCAAUCAAAUGUCUGUAUAUGUAUGUAUUGUAUGCACUUCUGAAUAUAUAAUACAUUGAUUUUAUUUGAAAUCUUAUAAUUGACUUUAUAAUAGGAAAACAUUUUAACCAGACAUGCAUUGAACUACCUUACCUAUAUGGGUGAGCUAAGAUGUGAUACUACAAUUAUCCAAGGCUUGUGGAGGUCGAUUACUGAGGCAGAGUUGGGGGGGGGGGGGGCGAAGAUUUAUUAGCUAAGUCACCUAGAUUGAAAGUUUGUGAAGCUCAACAUUUGGAGUAAUAGCGUACUGUAUUAUAGUAUAUUGCUGUGAAAAGUAAAACAUUCAAGAAGGAUGAAGGAUCCAGAGUUCUUGUCGAUGCUGGUUCAACUUUCCGAGGCAAUCAGCAAGAAAGGUGAAAAAUAUUUAGACCUGUUCAGAGUUCUGUACAGAGAUCUUGUAAAUGUUAAAUCAGAUUUGGAGAAUGCUAAGUGUGCAUUUGAUUUAUUUCAAGCGCUAAUAGCAUCUGGAAUUUUGAAGCCAACAGACAUUUCAGUUUUGUUUGAAACAAUUGAACUGACUGGAUUGAAAUAUUUGAUAGAGAUAAUCAAGACAUAUGAGACAUAUCCUGAUGAAGUGAAGAUCACUCGAUUUACACCACAUCGUCAACAGGUUGUUGCUCUGGGAAAAGACUUUUCUGUUAAAGACCUUCAGAAGGUUGGUCAGUUGUAUGAAGGCAAUUUUUCUAACCCAUGGAAACUGAUUCAACAUCUUGAAGAUGCAUCUGUUCUAACUGAAAAUAGCAUAUCAUCAUUUAUUCAACGUUUGAAUAAGAAUAAAGUAAAUGAAGAUUUUAAUCAACUACUUGUGACAAUAUCUGAUGCAAUCAUCAUGAAAGGUGAAAAGUAUGUAGACAUGUUGAGGGUUCUGUACAAAGAUCUUGCAGAGAUAAAAACAGAAUUGGAGGAAGCUAAAUCCGCAUUUGAUUUAUUCCAAAUACUAAGAGUCGCUGAUGUUUUGAAAGCAACAGACAUUUCAAUUUUAUUUGAAACAAUUGAAGUAACUGGAUUAAGGUAUUUGAAGGAGAUAAUUAAGACGUAUGACACAUAUCCAGAUAAGGUGAAAAUCAUGCAAUUUUCAGCACAUCGUCAACAGGUUAUUGCUCUGGGAAAAGACUUCUCUACCAUAGAUAUUCAAAGGAUUGGUCGGAAGUAUGAAGUUCCAGAUGACUUCUGUUCUAAUCCUUGGAAACUAAUCACAUUUCUUGAAAGUAAUGGUAUUGUUUCCGAAGGUAACUUGUCAUCGUUUCUCAUGAAUUUGCAAAGAGUUGGUAAUGAAAUAGCAUCAACAUCAAAAAGACCAAAUUUAGACAAAGGUAUUGGAGAAGCAUCAAUACCAAAACGACCCAAGUUAGACAAAGACAAGUCAAGAGAAUUAGAACAAUCAAAAAGGUCACUGUCAGAUGAAAAUUUAAUUAUCAAAGGUUCCCUGAUGAAGAGGCAGAAAGAACUGUAUAAGAAUGAGAAUCGUAUGACACCAGCAAUCUGGCAUAAAGGUCAUAAAGUAGAUAUUGCAAAAGUUUUCACUGAACUCAAGUUGCUGCAGUCUAAGAAAAAAGAAGAUAAAGACAAGUCAACAUGCACAGCAAAGGAAGGUAGACCCACAUCAUUAACAGAGGCAUUAGGUGUUAUUAAAUCAUCAGAUUCUUGUAAGGUAUUAAUAACAGGGAAGGGAGGAAUGGGCAAGACUACACUCCUUAAAUAUAUUGCGCAUCAGUGGGCUACUGAUGAUGGACAUGUCUUUGCUGAUAAAUUACUGUUUCUGAUAAAUAUCAGGGAAAUUAAAGCAAGUAAAACGUUCUUGGACAUAAUAAUGAACAAAAUUGAUUGCAAAGCAGUAAUUCAUAAGAACAAUUUUUCAUGUGAUUCAGUGGAACGUUUCUUGGUCACACAUGAUGAUGAAAUAGUAAUUUUGUUAGAUGGAUAUGAUGAGUUAGAAAGAAAUGCUAAAGACCCAAUUGAUCUAUUUAAAAGAAGCGAAUUGGGAGAAAGCUCAGUGGUUAUAACAUCUCGACCUGACAACACAGCUGAUUUGGUUGAAUGCUGUGAUGUACAUAUUGAGGUAAAAGGAUUCAGUUCAAGUAACAUAAAGAAGUAUAUUCAAAAUCAUUUUCAUUCAAUUUGUGAAGUAAGAAUUGGUAAUUCUUUAAUAAAAGAGUUUGGACUUGAUCUAAAGUAUACAAGUGAUUGUGGUGGCGGUAAUCACAAAGAAGCAUUUGAGUUGUGCUCAUCUCCACUGUUAUUGCUUCAAAUUUGUACCAUAUGGAAACUAAAACGUGUUCUUCCCACAUAUUUGCCCGAUCUUUUCAAGGAACUCAUUUGUUGUAUUUUAAAUCAAUACCUAAACAGGGCUGGCAAUAAAUCGGUUAUUGCCAAUUUUGAGAGAAUUCCUGAUCAGUAUAUAUCUGCAUUUUUAAUUUUAGGAGAAUGUAUGUAUGAAGGACUUAAGAAAAAUAUACUAUCUAUUGACAAAUAUGAUUUGUCAAAGAUGGCAAAGAAUAAAGAAUUAUUAAAUUUAGCACUGGAAUUUGGGGUUGUUUAUGAAGAUACCCCUGUUGAUCCAGGGGAUGUAAGGGAGAUGUACACACCCCCACAUAAAUUAAUGUCUGAGGCACUAGCAGGGCUGUACCUGUCUACAGAAAUUCAAAAAGGGAGUUCAAAGGUUGAGUAUGACAAAAUAAGAUGUAAUGAUUAUUUAAAUAUGACAAGGGUGUUUGCAGUAGGAUUUUUAGGUGCUGAUGCUGAUAAGAUGCUGAAACCAUGGUUGAUAAUCAGGCCCUCAAAUUAUCGCUCAAUUGUACAAUGUUUAGAACAUGUGAAGAAAAAACAUGAAGAUGAUGUUCUAAAGAAAUUGGAUGAGCACAUGUCCAACGAUAUGAAAGCCUAUAAUAAACAAAUGUGGGAGUCAUUUAGAAGUCUUCUAAAUGAUGACAGAGACACAUUAAGUAUGCAUUUAUUCAAACUCAUGGAAAGAUGUUGUAAGAAAUAUGAUGUUUACAGUCUUCAAGAUGCAGCAAUAUCUUUGAUAAGUAGGUGCACAGAAAUGCAGUGCAGAAUUGUUGCACAUACCUUAGUGUUAUUAGAUGUAAUAGACUGGCACAGUAAACCAAAGAAGUUACUUCGAUGUAUUACAACUUGGCAAGAUGAAGAAAUCGAUUUACUUUCAGCUGAGAUGAAAAAAAAUCAUUAUAAAUAUCCUCAUUAUUUCUUAGAGAUUAAUUGUAAAUUUAGUUCAGCAUUCUUGAUUCAUUUCCUUAAAUAUGCAAGUGACUUAAAUGACUUAUUAAUACCCAUUACACCCAGUUUAGUUACUAUACUUAACACAGUUAUUAAUGAUUUGUACACUGCCAAUAUAAAGUUAAAUUUACGAACACUUGAUCUUCAUGGCAAUGAUCUAAAUGAUAUUGAUGGAAGGUUACUGGGAAAAUUAUUUAAAAUAGCUCCUAAAUUAAAAUAUCUAGGUGUAAGCAAAUGUAGGCUAUCAGGUGGUAUUUUAAGGGCAAUGAUCACAGAAUGCCAAAACAGUGAAGGUACAGUAAACAUCCCUGACCUUGGCUAUAAUGAAAAAAUGAACAAUUUGAAAAAAUUCCCCAAACUAAGUUAUUUAGAUAUAAAUAAUUGUAGUUCAUCAGGCAGUAUUAAUGAAAUAACAGAGGAUUGUGGUAGGAUGAAUGUAGUUUUGAAAGACUCCAAGCUUAAUCUGCAGGGCAACAACCUUUCAGACAUUGAUGGUAAAUCACUUGCAGAGUUAGUCAGGGUAAUUCAUUAUGAUGAUGAGAAUAUAAUUUUCAGUUGGAGGAAUUAUUCUCUUACAGCUGAUAACCUAGUAAAGCUAGUUGAAUCUGUAGGUGAAAAUAUAACAUUCAACUGGAAAAUGAUAGAUUUGACUAAGGUAAACCUAUCUCCAGUCAGUGGAAUAACAUUAGCUCGUCUGUUUAAGAAUUCCCCAGACCUGAAACAUAUUGACAUGACUUACUGCAGUUUAUCAGGCAGUAUUGUUAAUGAAAUGAUGGAAGAAUGCCGUAGGAUGAAUGUAGUUUUGGAAGACAUCAGACUCAGUCUGCAGGGCAAUGACCUUUCAGAUAUUGAUGGUAAAUCUCUUGCAGAUUUAGUCAAGGUAACUAUUAAGCCAUAUCAAACUUUCAUUUGGAGUGAUUAUUUUCUUACAGUUGAUAACCUAGAAAAGCUGGUUAAAUCAAUAGGUGAAAAUAUAACAUUGAAUUGGGAAAGAAUAGAUUUUGAUAGGAUCAACCUGUCUUCAAUCAGUGGAAGAACAUUAGCUUGCCUUGUUAAAAUCUCCCCAUACCUGAUCCAUAUUGACAUGAGUUACUGCAGUUUAUCAGGCAGGAUUGUUAAUGAAAUGAUGGAAGAAUGCUGUAGGAUGAAUGUAGUAUUGAAAAACAACAUGCUUAGUUUGGAGGGCAAUGACCUUUCAGAUAUUGAUGGUAAAUUACUUGCAGAGUUAGUCAAUGUAAUUGAUCAGCCUUAUGGAACUUUCUGUUAGAGUUAUUAUUUUCUUGCAGCUAAUAACCUAAAAAAGCUGCUUGAAUCAAUGGUAAAACAAUAGCCUGCCUUUUGAAGAUCUCUCCAGACCUGAUCCAUAUUGACAUGAGUUGCUGCAAUUUAUCAGUCAGAAUUGUUAAUGAAUGUUCGUGGAAUCAAAGUAGGCCUACAGUAUUAUGAAGAGUGUUGAAUGUCAACAUGCUCAGUCUGAAAGGCAAACCUUUCAGAUAUUGAUGGUAAAUUAUUUGUAGAAAUAAUCAUAGUAUUGCAUAAUUGUAUUAUCCCUUUCAGAUGGAGUGAUUAUUUUCUUACAAUUGAUAACCUAGAAAAGUUGGUCGAAUCAGUAGCUGAAGAAAAUAUGAAACUGAAUUGGCAAGUGAUAGAUUUGAUUACUAUUAACCUAUCUUCAAUCAGUGGAAGAACAUUAGCUUACCUUGUUAAGAUCUCUUCAGACCUGAUCUAUAUUGACUAGACUGGGUUCCAGUCCCUAAUCUUUGUCUUUAAAUCUAUUUUGACACCAAUGGCCUUCCAUAUUACCUAUUUGCUUGGCGUUUCAUAGUACUGUAUACUUUUUCUUGGAUUAGAUUCUAAAUUCGCAUAAAAGUUUCUCGAUAUAUACCGUCGCUGGUGGCGCUCUCCAAAAUUAGCUAAUACUAGGAAAACCUAUAAUUAGAGACUUGUGGCAAGUCUACAUAUUGACACGAGUUCUUGCAGUUUAUCAGACAGUACAGUAUUGUUAAUGAAAUGCUAGUUGUAAGAUGAAUGUAGUUUUGAAAGACAACAUGCUUACUCUGUGGGUUAAUGACAUUUCAGAUAUUGAUGGUAGAUCACUUGUAGCAAUUUUUUUAGGACUAUAACAUAUGAAUUGUGUAUAAACCAAACAUACACAACAUGCUGUUAUUAUAUAUUGUUAACAGCAAAAUAUUAUACAACCAAUGCAUUUAGUUCAGUGUGUGUGAUUAAUAUUUGUAUGUGUGAUUAAUAUUUGUUUGUAUGCUUUAAAAUCGAGGCAAUUGACAAAGUAUUGGUGCUGGACCCCUAUUACCCCUGUAUGUACACUAUGUUAAUAUAUGUCGCAAAGAUAAUCAACAGUCAUACACAAUUUAGUUUUUUAAUGUUGAUUUGAACAACUGUAUAAGAUUGUUUUGCUUGAUUAUUAAAAUAAAAUUUUAUGAAAAUAUUUA